Messenger RNA from Panicum virgatum (switchgrass), 599 nucleotides. Its product is annotated as putative cell wall protein. Lineage: Eukaryota; Viridiplantae; Streptophyta; Magnoliopsida; Poales; Poaceae. The record is from RefSeq and is a predicted model, not a curated record. The transcript has a single exon. The coding region runs from base 104 to 448 and encodes 114 amino acids.
GUCACCGGUAGCCACACCGCGAAAGCAACAGCAAGUAAGAUUGACCGGUGAGUCGCGAUCAGGUAGCCAGCAGGCGGCCAGCAGCAACCAGGAGAUCGUCGGCAUGGCCAGGUCGUGGUCUUCGUCGUCGGCUCUGCUCCUCGCCCUGCUCGUGUCCGCGGCGUGCCUGGCGCAGCUGGGCUCGGCGACGCGCCCCGUCCCGGCCCAGAAGGCGGCGGCGGCGGAGGACGUGAAGCGCUCCGACACGGUGCAGGAGGGGACGGUGCUGAUCCCGGGGAUCGGGCGGUACGAGAUCGGCAGCCACUACAUCCCGAACAUCGGCGGGCUGGACCACAGCAUCCCCGCCGCCGCCAACGGGCAGUACCUCCCCGGCGCCGACGACACCUGGGUACCCAACCCCGGCUUCGAGGUCCCCAACCCCUUCCGCCCCGGCGCGGCAACUCCAUGAUCACAACACCCACGAGCCCAGAGACGGCGGUGGUGCUCGACCGGUCCGUCGUCUCGGCCUCGCCAUUCCCAGAAUAAUCCUCCACUAGCUACUACGAGUAUAUAGCUAGAGUUGUGUUCCCUGCAUGCACGCAUGUCUGUGUUGUCCGUCC